AUGUUUGCGAGAACGCUGUCCAAACGUGUUUUGACCACGGCCACGCUGGCGGCCGGUGGGUACACUGCGUAUACGUGGCAGAAGUCGCAGUUUCAGAACGAAGUUCGCACGCCUGUGCCGCUGAGAGCGGAGGCGCCUCAGCUGCCCACGCGGGCGGAACUGCUGGAGAAGAUGGCCAAGACCGAAGAGUUUGACGUGCUGGUCAUCGGCGGAGGUGCCACAGGGACGGGGUCGGCCGUUGAUGGCGCUACGCGUGGACUCAACGUGGCUCUGGUCGAGAUGAACGAUUUCGCCUCGGGUACGUCUUCCAAAUCGACCAAGAUGGCGCACGGCGGUGUCAGGUACUUGGAAAAGGCGUUUUGGGAGUUGUCCAAGGCCCAGCUUGACCUGGUUAUCGAGGCUCUUAACGAGCGCGCUCACAUGCUAGAAACUGCACCUCAUCUUUGUAAAGUGCUGCCGAUCAUGAUCCCCGUUUACAACUACUGGCAAGUGCCAUACUUCUACGUUGGGUGUAAGAUGUACGAUUUGUUUGCAGGCUCGCAGAACUUGAAGGGCUCCUACAUGAUGAGCGCAGGACUUGCUUCCGAAGUGGCGCCCAUGCUGGACGCCUCCAAGUUGAAGGCUGGCUUGGUAUACCAUGACGGCUCUUUUAACGACUCCAGAAUGAAUGCGGCCCUGGCCGUCACUGCCGUUGAACGCGGUGCCACUGUCUUGAACUACGUUGAGGUUACCCAAUUGCUGAAAAAUGAGAAAACCGGCCAUGUCGAAGGCGCCAUGGCUCGUGAUCGCGAAACUGGCAAAGAAAUCCGCAUCAAAGCUAAGGUUGUGGUGAAUGCCACUGGUCCUUUUAGUGAUCGCCUGCUACAGAUGGACAAUGCCAAAGAUGGACUCCCCAGAAACGAUUUGCUACAAUAUGCUAACGAGGGUCAUUCCUCGAUUGGUUCCCGUGUUGCCGUCUCAAACCCACGUAUGGUGGUUCCAUCUGCCGGUGUUCAUAUCGUUUUGCCUUCGUUUUACUGUCCAAAGGAAAUUGGUUUGCUAGAUGCCAAAACCUCGGAUGGCAGAGUUAUGUUCUUUCUGCCAUGGCAAGGUAAAGUUCUUGCUGGUACAACUGAUAUUCCUAUGAAGCAAGUUCCUGAAAACCCCACGGCCGCCGAGGCCGAUAUUCAAGAUAUUUUGAAAGAGUUGCAACAUUAUAUCAAGUUCCCAGUCAAAAGAGAAGACGUUUUGAGUGCUUGGGCUGGUAUUAGACCACUUGUGAGGGAUCCUAGGACUUUGACAGAAGCGGACGUUGGCUCCACUCAAGGUCUCGUGAGAAAUCAUUUCCUGUUCACCUCGGACACUGGCCUUGUUACUAUCGCUGGUGGCAAGUGGACUACUUAUAGAGAAAUGGCAGAACAGACCAUUGACGAGGUAAUUAAGGUUGGGCAUUUUCAAGCUAAGCCAUGUGUUACCAAAAAAAUUAAAUUGGCUGGUGCCGAAGGCUGGGAUCCCAACUUUGUUGCCAUGCUUGCCCAGGAAUACGGACUCUCCUCAAAAAUGGCCGGGCAUCUGGCUAACAGCUACGGUACCCGUUCACCUAUCAUUUGCGAAAUGUUCAGGAAGGACGAGAAAAACCAACUACCUGUCACUUUCGGUGGCAGGGAAAAUGUGACUGUCUUCAAAAAUGUUAACUUUGAUUCAUUCCGUUACCCUUUCACCAUUGGCGAAUUGAAGUACAGUAUCAAAUACGAAUACACCAGAACCGCCUUAGACUUUUUGAUGAGAAGAACAAGAUUCGGUUUCCUAGAUGCUAGACAAGCCUUGGCUGCGGUGGAUGGAACAGUUUCUGUAAUGGGCGAUGAGUUGAAUUGGAAUGACGACAGAAGAGAAGCUGAGAGAGUGCAAGCGUCGGAAUUUAUCAAAACAUUUGGUGUUUAA
Molecule: messenger RNA, 1920 nt
Organism: Lachancea dasiensis
Lineage: Eukaryota; Fungi; Ascomycota; Saccharomycetes; Saccharomycetales; Saccharomycetaceae
Source: the annotation of a GenBank genome assembly